Molecule: messenger RNA, 4232 nt
Organism: Lytechinus pictus (painted urchin)
Lineage: Eukaryota; Metazoa; Echinodermata; Echinoidea; Temnopleuroida; Toxopneustidae
Product: methylated-DNA--protein-cysteine methyltransferase-like
Exons: 4
Coding region: 167-718 (183 amino acids)
Biological process (GO): DNA repair
Cellular component (GO): nucleus
Molecular function (GO): methylated-DNA-[protein]-cysteine S-methyltransferase activity
Source: RefSeq, a predicted model, not a curated record
AUGAUGAUGCAGUGCCAGUGAUGGCGUAUGUAUCGGUAUCAGACCCAACGUGACUCUGAUUAAUUUUUGCAAGGCUUAAAAUCCGCAGUCGAUUCAACAGCUUGUUGUUCAUUCAUUGAUAACUAAUAACUGAAGUCGCUACCCGAUCUCGAGUAAACAGACAAGCAUGCCUUCCCUUAAGAAAGUAGCCUGUGACAUGGCAACAGUUGUCCUGUCAACACCAAUUGGUCAUGUGACAGUGACCGGAUGUGAUGUCGGUGUGCACAAGAUUAGUUUGACAGCUGCAAAGACAUUGCCAAAACAGAGCACAAAAAUAAUUGAAGUAUUUGAGGAACCAAGCCAUUGGUCAGCUUCCCUGAAGGAGUGCUCUGAUUGGCUGAGAAAAUAUUUUGAAGAUGCUAGUUCUAUCACGAGCCUUCCCCUUCCUCCUCUGCAUAUUACAGAAUUCAAAUCAGACUCUUUCUCAUCUCAAGUUUGGAAGAAGCUUGCAUCCGAUGUCCGAGCAGGACAGACCGUGACCUACGGAGAGCUCGCCGCUAUGCUAGGCAAUCCUCAUGGUGCUAGGGCAGUGGGCGGGGCAAUGAGGCACAACCCCACCCCAUUGGUGGUACCAUGUCACAGGGUACUGGGAAGCGGAGGUAAGCUGGGAGGCUUCAUGUCUGAUAAGGGGAUCGUCCUGAAGGAGUGGCUCUUGAAACAUGAAGGAGCUAGUUAUUGAGCGUAACUUCAUCGAAUUAUGAUAUUUCAGAUGAUAUGUUAAUGGCUUUGGUUCACCCAAACAAUGAGUCGAUUGAAUAGAGAUAAGAAUAAGCACAACCCUGAAAAUGUCAUCUAAUGCGGAUAUGAACUAAUAGAGUAAUGAUAUUUUAACGUACAUGUAUUGCUGACUGGUAAAUAACAGCACAACACGUGGUGGAUGCUCAAAAUGAAAGAUUCGAUGACGUCACCUGCUGUUAAUUUUUUGUAAAAAUUCUGAAUUAUCAAAAUCAAACAUGGUCUUAUUCCUCCAUGCUCAUGUGCCAAAUUAAAUGUAGAGCUUCUGCAUCUUUAAGUCUACAAAAUUUUGUAAAUUUCUUUGAAAUAUCAUAACUUCCUAUUUUACAUCUAAUGUUGAUGACAUUUCAUGUGUUUUGUUCACAAAUGUUUUUGUGCACUACUUUGAACAAUGUAAACUUUUCUGUCUCUUUGAGUUUGGACAAAAUUUUGUCCUGUUCCUUUUUUAAUUUGACUUUACGUGUAAAUAAAAAUGAAUGAUCUUCAAAAGUUAACUGAAAUAUUAAGUGUAGUUGAGAGAAUUUAUGCCUCUAGACUUGUUGUUUAUUUGUUUGUUCAUUUCUUUAAUAUUUCAAAGAUUCAAUUUUGAAACCAGAUACUUGUACUGCCGAGUUGUUUUAUCAUUUGAUAGAUAUCAACUGAUUACUGUAUCUUUUUAUUGUUUAAGAUUAUUAACUUACAGAUUGGGUCUUGGUGGACCAUGGACCAUAAGUUCCACAACCAAGAAAAAGAAGGGGGGGAUGAUUAAAAAGAGGAUAAAAUAUGAUAUAAUAUUCUGACAAAUCUAUCACAAAAUUGGAAUUUCAUUUUAAAACAGGUGAUAAUUUUUGCUUGCUCACUACUAAUACAGAUCUUAUUCUGUAUAAAGUGGUGUGGCCCUAAGUUUUUGGCUUGUUAUGCCACUGUAUAAGAUAUAUUGGCCGGUGUUAUGAACUCUGGUUUAACUUUGGACAUGGUGUACAUGUAAGUCUGGGCUAAAGUUAUGGAAAGCUGUAAAUGUCAAACAUUUGUUUACACUGCCUGCUCUCUUGUGAGUUAAAGGAGAUCUUUCCAAUGAUUUAACGAUUAUGAAAAUAAUUGUAUUUAUUGAUAAUUUGCAAUGCUUAGAGUGUGAGACCAGAGUAACAGAGUUAAAGGUCCUAUGAAAUACAGCAAAGAUGCUGGUUUAUUCGUUAGCUUAGUGGUUACUAAUAACGAUUCCAUCAAAAUUUUACCCGAAAAACAUCCCACAUCAGGUUCAAAGGCAGUUUUAUAUUGAAAAUCGAGCCAAAUUCGCCACGCCCACAAAAAAUUCAGCCCGAUAUGGUUUCGUAUAUCACGGGACAAUUAUGACGUCAGGGGAAGAAUCUGCUGAGUGUUGUUGACGUUUGGAGCAUGAAGUGCCUAUUGUGGUUGCACGUGUGGAUUCAAAGUAAAUAAAUUGAACUGCUGGAAUAAUAUUCAGAACCUGAAUCUUCAAAGUCUGAAGAAUAUCAGACGUAGCUGAUGACGAUGCUGCAGCCAUGAUCAAAACCUCAUAAAAAUCUUUAAAAUCUGUUAAGGAUGAGCUCGGUCGAAACAGCAACUACACGAGAAACAUGUGCAAUAACUAGGGGUACGGCUGCACAGAUGAGAAAGCUUUCUUUCGAUGACGUCACAAUGAUUGACAGGUCGAUCGACCGACUUUUUCUAAAAUUUUAGUUGGCGUUAUCGUUGUAGUUCAUGUCCAUGGAAUAACUCAACACCGGUUCGUCGUACACAGAAACAGAUGGCAAAUUCGUAUUUUUCAAGUAAAACUACCCAAGAAUAGAUAUAUAUCCAAAAUAAGAUGGUUUUUGUGUCAUAGGACCUUUAAACUAAUACAGGGCCCUGGGAACGAUUUUUUGACUGGGGGUGCCGAUGUCAAUUUGACAAGAAGAAAAAAAAAAGGUUUCACCUCAAAAAAUUGUAAUUUUUGUCCCGAGCAAUUUGACAAGCAAAAAAAAAAAGGAUUUCUGUACAAAAAAUAGGUCCUUUUGGUUACAUUUCUCCAUUUUUUGUCACACCGUCAAGAAUUCCUGGGGGUGCUGCCUAGUGGAAAAUAAUACACACAGCACCCCCAAGGAAAUAGGCCAUUGAUUUGUAAUUUCUUGCUUGAAAUUUCAGCAGAAUUAUGGAUCUUGGGGAUUCUUGGCUACUGCUUUCUAAUGACUGAAAGAGUAAUUUUGGAAUGGUAUACUGGAAAUGAAAUCACUGAAAGGAAAACAUGUGUCUCUCUGUAGUAUUUAUAUCAAUCAUGUCAGCCCAGAUGCUUUCCAUCAGUUCACUGUCUACUUGGAAGUCUACUGUUCAUUUAUUUUGUUUUAAAAAUUAUCAUAUUUUACCGUUGUCUCAAAUCUAAGGCUAAGCCAUUCCUGUGGUCCAUAAUUGCCCCACAUUUAAUAGGUACAUGUAGAGCUGAAAUUUCUUGUAAUGUGUGAGAGUAGUACUAGAGAGAAGGAACCAUUGUUCUCUUCUGUUUUUGUAAUCAUACAGCUCCUGCCUUAUUCCUUGCUGAUAAUUUUGUGUAUGUGAUCAUUCGUUGGUGAUCUUCGAGUACAAUUAUAGGUUCAAUGUUAGAAUUUAUCAUUUUUUGUUCAGUACAGUACUAAAUGAUCUUUUCAACUGUUUAUCAAAUUAGCAUGUUGUAAUUAAAAAUUAGCAAAGGAUUGCUCCCCUCUCACUCUCCUUUCUCUCUCACUCUCCUCUCUCUCUCAUCCCCCCUACUCUUGCUUUCCUUUACCUGGUUUAUUUGGUUAUGAUAGAAAGUAGAUACAAGUUCUACAAGAAUUUGUCAUAGCCUAAUCACUUUGGGCAAACGGGUCAAUAAACAGUACAUAUAAUUUUUCUCAUUUUCAUUAGAUACAUUUGUAAUGAAAAUACAGGAUACUUGUAACCACUUUAAAUAGAAAAUAGAGAACAUUUUUUUGUGUAAUAGCUGGGCAAAAUUUUUUUUUUUCAUUUUCUUCACUUUCUGUAAUAUCCUUUUAUGAUACAUACAGUAUAAGAAAGAAAAAAAUAAUGUGCAUAAUGAAUAUUUAAUCUUCCCAGACUUUUUCAUUUAUUGGCUGCUGAGCUGUGAUGUCUUCUUGCAUAAAAUAUGUACUUCAUGUUUUCAAGAAUGUGUAAAAUUCAGGAUUUUAUCUAGUAAACUUAAAAUCCGGAUUUAUUACAUUCUUUUCAUUGCUGCACUUGAUUUUAUCAGCUGAUGAUAUGCUACCCCGAGAUACUUGUAAAGGUAGCCUUUUGACAUUGUUUUUUGUAGAUGAGUGUUCAGAAAGAUUUGAUUUAUAUUUUGUAUGAUACCAGAUGUGUAAUAUUAAUGUAAAAUGUUCAUAAUUCAAGUAUAUGGAGACAAAGUUUGCCAAAUAGAACAUAUUCUUAUAUUCAACCUUUCUUACAUGCUAUGUUUCUUAAUUUUCAUGUACUUGAUUUCAGAAUAAAUAUUUUUAUAUUGGAAA